AUGGCUGUUGACCGGGAAAGAUAUCGACCGAUAAUCAAGAUUCAAGAUGCCAAGCAUCACCAGGGCUUUCCCAAUGUCAUAUACGAGGCUGUAUUUCAGGAAGUGUUCGAGUUCAACCUGAGCACCGGCAUCACUGACGAGUUACUCACCGACAUAGCGCAGAGCUUCCACUUAGGCAAGGUCUCGAAGGAGAGCUUGAGAGAAGUCAUCCAACGCCUUUUCAGCAUAUUUCGGAAGAAUGAAGCGCUCAGUCUGGAAACAGAUCUUUUGUUUCUCAAGAACGGAAAGUUUAUGUGCAACAAUUCGGAUUUCUUCUUUGACGACGCAGCACGGGGGCGACAGCAAAAGCUUUUUUCUCUGAGGGAUAAGGGACAGGAGAUCCCAGAGGAAGUGCGAGCUGAAAAACAUGGGCUGGUGUAUGUUCAUAUGGAUGGAAAUAUUGGAAAUGUGGUUAAUGGUGCUGGACUUGCGAUGGCGACGAAUGAUGCGAUUAGUCUGUAUGGUGGUUCGAGUGCCAACUUUCUUGAUGCUGGGGGUCAAGCUACAAAGGAGACGAUGCUGCAGGCUUUCAAGAUCAUCAUGUCUGAUAAAAGAGUCAAGGCGAUUCUGGUCAACAUCUACGGCGGAAUCACUAGAUGCGAUAUGAUUGCAGAGUCCAUCAUCGCAGCAGCAAGCGAGCUGGGCCCCUUGAAAGUUCCUAUGAUGGUCAGGUUGCAGGGAACCAACUCGGAGGCUGGACUCCAGAUGCUCAAAGAUGCGACCUUGGACAUUCACGUUGAGGCAGAUUUUGGGAAAGCGGCUCAGGAAAGCAGUUAG
This is a messenger RNA of Fusarium proliferatum ET1, 816 nucleotides long. RefSeq lists its product as uncharacterized. The transcript has 3 exons. The record is from RefSeq and is a predicted model, not a curated record. Gene Ontology annotation, molecular function: succinate-CoA ligase (ADP-forming) activity. Gene Ontology annotation, biological process: tricarboxylic acid cycle; succinyl-CoA metabolic process. Lineage: Eukaryota; Fungi; Ascomycota; Sordariomycetes; Hypocreales; Nectriaceae. Bases 1 to 816 code for a protein of 271 amino acids. Gene Ontology annotation, cellular component: succinate-CoA ligase complex; mitochondrion.